Molecule: messenger RNA, 2060 nt
Organism: Nothobranchius furzeri (turquoise killifish)
Lineage: Eukaryota; Metazoa; Chordata; Actinopteri; Cyprinodontiformes; Nothobranchiidae
Product: NSE2 (MMS21) homolog, SMC5-SMC6 complex SUMO ligase
Biological process (GO): double-strand break repair via homologous recombination; protein sumoylation
Cellular component (GO): nucleus; Smc5-Smc6 complex
Molecular function (GO): SUMO ligase activity; zinc ion binding
Source: RefSeq, a predicted model, not a curated record
AGUUAAAACUUUACCGCCUUUGCUGCAGCUUUUUAAGCAUACGUUGUUUUCCUCUUCGCGUUAUCUGCUUGCUGAAGUAGUUGAGUCUUUCUGAAAAAAAAAAAUUGAAUCUUAGCUACCCAACAUUAGCGAUAAGGUGUCAGGUAACUGCUGGUCCGGGCGGAAGUAGGAAUGUAGCGGUUCACGUCCGCGGGUACGUCGCGUGAGUUAGCUAAUAAACGAAACUGCUGCAUUAUGUCUGUGAGCGCGGUUCAUGGAACCUUGUCGAGCCUGAAGUCAUGUCAGGCGGAACUCGGGACAGGAAUGGACAUCGUGACGGAUGUUGCUAUGGACCUGGUGGAAACUCGGGAUGAAGAGAUGAAUCGUGCCAUCAAAGAGCUGGAGGCCAUGAUGCUGGAGUGUGCCAGGCUGGACAGAGAGAUCAACAACUUUGUUGACAUUGUGCAGCAAGUUACAGAGGCUGGUGCUCAGCAGCCAGAUGCCAUGUUCGACCUGUCUGCCAAAGUGAAGCAGCAGUUAUCAGAGAGGAUAGCUCAACUCUCUGAUGCAGACCUGCACAAGCACCCAAAGGUGAUCGCCUUCAAGGAGAGCAUUGAGAGCUCAGUGAGUCAAGCCAACCAGGAGUCGGCAGAGAACGUGGAAGAGCUUGAUGAGGACAUCGCCGUCACACAGAGCCAAGUGAACUUCACCUGCCCACUCACUCAGGUAGAAAUGGAGAACCCUGUCAAGAAUAAGAAGUGUAACCACCACUAUGACAAGAAUGCCAUCCUGGGCCUGAUCAAAACGAGAAACAGCCAGAAAAAGAAAUGCCGCUGUCCUGUCGUGGGCUGUGCCAACACAGAUGUGAGACAGUCCGACCUCAUUCAGGAUCAGCUACUGUGGAGAAGGAUCCAGAGCUACAGGAGACAAAGCAACAAAACUUAGGCUUUUUAGUUUUUGUUAGCAUGUCUGUUGGAAUCAAGUCUCACGGAUCACCUUCAUAUUUCUGACUGUUAUGAAGUCAUGUGCUCAUCCUGCAGCAGUUAGUCUUAUUAUCUGUCUUUAUACAGUUUUGUACCCAUCUGAGUAAAUACUCGCUUGUUUUUCAUGUUCUGUUUGUUUUGUUUAUAAAGAUUUUGCUAAAUAAACUAGAUUGUUUUUAUGUUAGUGGUGAAGUGACCUAGGUGAACCACAAGAGGGCAGCAUUUUUACUGUAUCAGUGUCAAAGGAUUUAGUAUCAUAACUUAGUAAUUUAUUAUUAAUGAGCGACACAGACACAUCAUGGUGCUUUUUAUGAAGACCCUUUAAGACUCCUUAAACCUUGGAUCCAAACCGUAAAUGAUUAAACCGUAAAGGACCGUUCUUUAACCUUUGUGGGGAAUGUUCUUGCAUGGUUAACUCCUGGUUCACAGUGAAAGGCUGAUUGUUCCAGAGAAACAAACAAAGCUGCGUUUACAUGAAACUAAUCCUUUAACACCUCAGAUCAGCAGUUUCUCAAUAAUCUCUGAAUAGAUGAUGAAAUUAUCUGGAAGUAAAAGUUCAAAGUUAGAUUCGUGCUCCUUCUAGAUGCCCAUUAAAUCUGUAUGUGUGUAAUGUUCCAGGUGGUUUAAUAACUGAGAAGUCUUUCCUGUUUAGAAGGAUGCGAAGGCGGGAGCGAACCGAACAGGGAUGCUGUGAUCAAAUCCACUUCCGGUUAUGUUUGUGCAGAAAUUCAUGUUCAUCUCUUCCAACGCUCCAAGCUGUGAUGGUUGCCUAGGAGUCUGUGAACGUGUGUUUCCGAGGAGGAGGAGGAGGAUUUGGCUUUGGCUGCCAGGAAGUGAACAAACUCGCCUCUUGGCACAGGAGUCCUGGCAGGGCAGGAGCUAGGGGGGAGUGGGACCAAAUCAGACCAUCUUCUCAGAAUUCCAGUCCCAUUCAGUUUCUUCUGGUGUAGCAAAGUUCACAAAGUCGUGACAAGAAAACCAAAACCGCGUGCUUUUUAGAGCGGCAAAGUCGGAGGAAAGACCUCUCACCAUCUCUGAAGAAACGUUACAGGAAGUAAUCAAGAUGUUCAACAAAUAAAACCUCACUUUGAAAAUCCA